Hippoglossus stenolepis (Pacific halibut) is the source of this 7534-nucleotide messenger RNA. RefSeq lists its product as uncharacterized. The record is from RefSeq and is a predicted model, not a curated record. Lineage: Eukaryota; Metazoa; Chordata; Actinopteri; Pleuronectiformes; Pleuronectidae. The transcript has 6 exons. Bases 529 to 2946 code for a protein of 805 amino acids.
CGAGGCUUCACUGAGGAGUUUUCCGUCAGAGAGGAAGACAUCCAGAGGGAGACCACCGCGUCUGAUUGGCCGAUUACCCUGAGAAGGCCUCCAAUCAGACACCAUCCUCGCUGUGUGACUGCGUGUGUUUCCCUCUCGCCUCUGAAUGCACUGUGUCAGCCUGCGCAUAUUUUUAUGUUUGCAGCACUGCACGCAUGCAAGAGUGUGAGAGUGUGUAUAUGUGUGUGCAGGAUGCUAAUAUCUGGAACUGCGAAGGGGGGGGAGGGGCGAGGAAAGAGAUGCUGAAGAAAUUGAUGAAAAUAGAAAGAAAGGGGGAAAUAUAGAGGAAGGAGGAAGAGGGACAGGGAGGAAUGCACAGAUGUUGAGGAGAGGAGGAUACAGAAAGGCACACUGAGCAGGGACUGACGGAGAGAGUGACGAGGAGGAGGAGGAGGAGGAGAGGAGGAGGAAUAGACGAUCUGCUGUGGGAAUCAGCAGCAUCGUUGAUUUUCACAGGAACCAAGGCAACUCUCCUCUGUUGCCGUGACGAUGGGCUGCUGGCUCUCUGGACCAUGGAUGGGUGACCAAACGAUGAGUGGGCGGAGUCUAGCAAACCUGAGCCAGCGGGAUGCUCUGCGAAUCCUGGCGGCCAGUCAGCAUCCAAUCACCAUGCAGAUCAAGGGUCAGAGGGGGUGUGGCACCGAGGCAGACAGGGGAGCGUGGGAGCCCCUCCCCCUCAAUCUGCAGCACCUCAACCUGCCCCUACCAGUGAUGGGGGCGGGACAUAACGCAUCAAGCCCCUCCUACCAGGACAGACAUUACUACAGCCACCUGUCUCUGCCACAAGAUCACUGCGAUAGAGGACGGUACAGCUACCUGUCCAGCUCCCCUGGGGACACUGUGGACAUCGGCCACCAGGAUCCAGAACUGAGCGGUCGUCGACCAAAGGAGCAGAACUGUCUGAUGAGAUGUUGCAAUACCAACCUGGAAGAACAGAAUCGCUGCCACAGUCAGACUGAUGAUGAAGACUUCAUGCUGGAGAAGCCAAUGGGCUUCCUGCCUCUGCACCAUGAGCUGGACAGUGGGCUGGGUUGGACUGAUGGCUCCCUCCACCAGGGGGACCUCUCGGGGCUGGAGACUGAGGAGGGAGGCCUGGAGGACUGUCAUUCACAUGGGGUCCUUGCCCCAGGCAGUUGUGGGGGCUUCGGGGGCGGUGGCUCUCCCUCAUCUGAGUCCUUUAUCUCCUCAGAGCUCAGCGACUCUGGCUUCUACAGCGUUAGCACCGGUGAAUUCAGGCACUUCCAGAGGCUCCUGGAGAAGCGAAUGCGGCUGUACAAUGCCAGGCUGCAACAUCAGGGCGAACCCUGUGAGAGGCGGGAGCGGCGUGACAGUUGCCCCAAGAGUCACCGUGAGCUGCUGGAGGCCAUUCCUGAGGCGCUGACCAUGCAGCCACAGAGUCAGCACCUGCAGGUCGGGAUGGAGGAAGCUGGGCCCGUCAUGGACCUCCCACCCCGCGGACUUUUCAGGGUUUCAUCGGUCCAGUUCCAUAAGGCAGAUCGACCCUGUCUGAACCGGCACAGCUCCAGCAGUGGAGCCCUCUUCAAUCCUUCUCAUGCUCACGCUGCAGUCUCACGAAUGACUGCUCCGAUCCUCUCCACCUGCAGCACCCCCACCAGCCACAGGAGAACACUGGUACCAAUACAGCAGCACCAUCAAGGCUCCAGCUCAGUGGGGAUGCUGAGGAGAAGCCGAACGCUGCACCAUCGUCCUCCCCCACACGAGUAUCGACGCAGGGCCAGUCACCCAGCAUCCCCUUCUUACUGUGCAGCAACCCUGCAUCACUGCGGAGGUGUCACGCCACAACACGUCCUGCCACCAGGUCUGCCAGAGGAAGGUGAGCUAGAGGCCGGUGUGAUGUCUUCCCACCCAGCGACCCUGGCCAUCUCACCCCAGCAACAUUCCACCGCUCUGGGGCACAUGAGACCUGCUGAAGCCCAUGAGCGAUGCUACGACAACAGCAGCCAGAUCUCUCACCAUGACUGGUGGCACUCACAAGAAAGAGCCAUGAUGCCUCAGACAAUGCUGACAGAAAGGGACAGAGAGAUCGAGAGGGAACUAGAACAACAAAGGCAACUGCAGAAGGAGUUAGAGCUAAAGAGGGAGAGGGAGGCACAGAUUCAGGAGGAGAUGGACAGAGAGAGGCAGCAGGAGCUGGAGAGGAGCCGAGCCAGGGAGCAGCAGCACCUCCAGAACCUGGUUCACCCUUCUCAGGCUGGAGACGUCAACGACACCUGGCCUAAACCAGCUAGUCGACAGUCCCAGGGUUGCGGAGGAGGCAGAGGGCUUUACAGCACCCUGGAGGGCUACAUCGGCCCUGGUGCUGGUGCUGCUGCUGGAUGGGAGGCAAAGAAAGGACACAUUAAUGCGACGUCAAGCCCUAAUCCCAGUUGUGGUCCAAAAUUUACCCCAAGCUCCAAACCCAACCCGAACUCUCGGAUGGCCAGGAACCAGCUCCUGAGGGACCGGGCAUCUCAGCUGGCGGAUGAACGCAGCGGGAUGAGCACUGAUGAGGAGACCAACACUGACAUCCUGAUGGGUCGUUACUGGAGUCGAACAGAGAGGAGGGAACACUUCCUGUUGGCUCGUGAGCAGAGGCAGCAGCAGCAGCUGCAGGCCCGAGGAAUGGCUAUACGAGAAGUUGUCGGCAGAGGAGGAAUCAUCACAGGUGGAGGAGGAGCCACUUUUAGUGAUGCAGGAAUGCUGGACAGCAGGGGAGUUGGACCUUUUGCAGAUGGACGGUGCAACACCGUCCUGGAGCUGAGUCAGAAGAAACUGAGUCGUUUGAGGAACAGGAAGCUGCUGGAUGACUGGACGACAGUAGAGGAGCUGCUGUCUCAUGGGAACAGGUUGGACAGCCACGGGGACAUGUUGUGUCCCAGCUCCCUGCUGACGGUCACCACUGUCUAACUGCAUGGACACCACAUCUAACUGUAACUCUGUGUGCGAGUGUGUGUGAGAUAAGAUAUAAAUCAGGCAUUUUUAUAAAUCUACUUGUUCUGUCUUUUCCUGAGUGAGAAGAGAAGAUUGUUAUCAGCUUCAUCUCAAGGACAUUAGCCUCGCUUAGCACUAAUUUAGGAAGCAGAGGGAAAUUGCCAGCCUCACACCAUCUAAAAAAAAGCUUACCCCUCCCCCAGCCACCAGGGGGGGCUAAACAAUAUGAAAUAGUUAUCUGUUCCUCUCAUUUGAUGAAGGAUUUGCAAUUACCUUGAUAAGUAUCAAAAUAUAACAUGUUAAUCAAUCAGCUUUGGAGUUAUUGGAAGGUGUGGAGCUAGGCUAGCACUGUCUUUAUGCUAAGGCAAAACGUGCUGGAUUGUGUUCUUCAUCAAGGACAUCAAUUAAUCUGGAUGUUAUCCCACAAAAAACAUCUGUCAAGCUAACUUGGUUGUUUUCUCACAUUUGGACUAAUUGGUUAAUAUCAGAUCAAAUAUAAAUCACUGCAUCAACACAGCCACCAGGGUCUGGAUGAUGUAAAUUUGUUCAUCAAGUUGACUCAAGCCAAAAAACAUACUUUGUACAUGUUUAGCGAUGUGUGGAUGUCAUAUUAUAUUUAUGACCGCACAAACUGUAUGAGCCUGCAGCACAGGGUGGACUGACCCGCUGUGUCCUUGUAUUGUUGGGAUUUCAGUCAUGUGCGUAAACAAGUCCUCGUCACUCCUGAAUCUUGAAGCUCAAAGAUGAAGCUGAGACUCGUCUUCUCACAAAACUCAGUGGAAGACGGAGAACGAGGGGUUUUAUGGAAAUGCCGGACUGUUCCUUUAAUGAAUGUGUGCGUGAGAGAGGGAACCUCACUGUCAUCGCUGUACAUCACCUCGACCGAUAGCGUUUUCUGUGCGAGCGUGUGUCACCAUUGUACAGCACUCCAGACAAAAUGUGCGUGUCAGUGCAUGACGCCUGUAACGACAAACAACAGAACAAGGUCAGCUGAGUGUGUUUGCAUCACGUGUUUCAUGCAACAUCUUACGCUCUGUUUAUUUCACAAGUAUCUUUGACAAAAUGACCAGAAAUUUGGGUUUGGACUUAAUUCCUCAAGCAGAUCUUGACAUUUUGGGGAGCAAUACCGUUCUGCGUGCUGUCUACCUGGUUGUGCACUAACGAUAGGUCACAUACGACUACUUUUGCGUCAGGGCCACAGAACACAUCAACUGUAGCAAUGCAGACAGUGACAGCUGAGAGUGGAUACCAAAUCCUGGAUAGUUUUUUAUAGAAACUCUGUUUACAAGUAAGAAUAAUAAUCGGUGGGAGCUUUUGUAACUAAAUGAUAAAGACACAAUCUGAUUCACUUGCUUGUGCAGCACUAGUCAAAACUGUGACGAUCACAGAUGAGGAACAAUGUUCCACAGAGGUUUGCAGAGGAUUUCGAUCACAGCUUCUAGCUGCUGCACAGGUUUAGGCUGCAUUCACGUCCGAGAUUUUCAGUCCUGCACAAACAUGCAGCUGAGUCGAACAACAUGUUUACGUCAAAUUGUGACUCUGAGGUGGAGGUUCGAGGAAUUUCUGACAGCUCAUGUGUUCGGUAACGUCCGGCAUGUUUAAAACAAGUAUUGUCAAAAAUCAACAGUAGCAAAAUGGAACAGAAAAUACACAUUUUCUUCUCUAGAAAAAUGUCAAUUAAUAACAAAUAAGUAAUAUCAUAUUAUUUAUGAUAUUACUCAGCUAAAUGUGCAAUUUUACAUUAGCUUUUUUUGGGCUACAACGAACACUUUCAAGCUAAGUGAUCAGACUAUAGUCGAUGGACUGGAGGUGGCUAUCAGGAGUGUUUGUUUAAUAACAAGAAGUUUUCCCACAUUCUUACUGUUCUGCGUGAAUGCAGCAUAGACAGUGUGGCUGGUGUUCUCGGCUCGUGGCUCCUCGUUCCUGCAGGUGUCUUUACUGUUGUCAGGAUGUUUACAGAUCUACCUACCCAGGUAACAGCUUAUGCACAUUUACUGAAAUCUGCAGCGACUCCUUGACUGCGUGCGGACGAUUUUAAAGACGAGAACACACACCUCAAGUCGACUUUUCGUUAGGUUGUCCGGACUAUACAGCGGCGUCUGUGCAGUCAGGACAGACAAAGCUCAAGUCAGCGUUGUUGACAUUCCACUACACCAGAAGGUACAAUGUAAAUGUAAAUCUGAAAUCUACUGAUUCCAGGUCUGCCGUUUGGGAAAAUGUGCAAUAUUACCUCAAGCUAGUUUUAAUAUGACAAUGAUGAUGUUGUGUGCGCUAUCUGACAGGUCUCCAUUGAAUGCAGUGACGGAUGCACAAAAGGGGCGAAUUACGACAAGUGCACAGUAAUCCUAUAAUCUAAAAUGGAAAGAGCAAAGGUUGUGUAGAUAUUCAUAUUAUUUCUCUACAUUUUUUUUCCAUGAGAGGGACCUAAGAAAACAACUUUUGCACAUAGUUUUUUAUACUUAAAAGUUCUCCCUACCUUUCUCUACCAGGGACCUAGGCCAGUGGAACGACUGUAGAUAGAAUGACAGUGUGUGUUGAUGUUUUCUUUAUAAACUAUCAUAGUGAUUUAUGGAGGAAAAAAUACAGUUUAUUGUCAUUGUGUUGGACAUAUUUCAAUAUUUUUCUUGUGAUGGUUAUAAAAACAACAAGAACCGUUUUUAUGAUCUUUAAAAUCGAAUUAAUUUAUUUAAAAAGCUGGUGAAACUUUGAUUUGCCUUUUUCAAAGAGUGAACACAAAUUGUGAAUAUUAUUGUCUCUUUAAAUGGAUAAAUUGAAUUUUACUGUUGUUUUGUGUCAUUAUGACAUGUACAUAUUGAUUUUGUCGAAAGGUGCGGAUGAGGACCAGGUUAGUAACAGGACACGCUGACGCCGUCAGACGUCUCCGGUGGUUUGAUCGUGUGAUUCUGUCGGUUUGUAGCGGUGUUAUGGAGGCUGUACAUACAGCACGGAGAUUAACAUUGUAGUAUUAGUACAUAUUAGUUUAAAACUCACAAUAUUGUCAACAUUCAUAGAAAGUGGUUCAGUUUGUUCUGAAUGUUACAUGUGACAUCCAUAAAUUAUGAGUAGAAUCACUGACACUAAUUCUUAAGGAAACGUUACGAUACUUUCAGAUUAAUCUUCUUUAUCGUCUUCUCCAGAGUCAAAUGUAUUUGAUGGAUGUGAGUUUUAUUUCCCAGUGUCCAGUACAGAGAUCGCUCAAGGACGUUAGCCUUGCAAAGCAUAAAUACUGGAAGCCAAAGAAAACACACACGACAAGUGUGGCUAAAAAAACCACUUUUCAACCACUACAAUGUGUAAAGCACAGGUUAAAAUCAUACAGUUAGAAAAGGCAGAAUUUCACCUAGCUACUCUAUGCUAGCUCCAAAUGUCUGCUGUGAUAGGAAAUAACAGAAAGUUAAAGUUAAGCCAGGGGAGCCGACAACUUCACAAGGAAGACAAUGCAAUACGAUUUGCUAUGCUACGAUACGAUAUGAUACAAUACAAUACGUUAUGGUAUGAUACUAAACAAAAUCAAACGAUAUGAUAAAAUACGAUAUGCUAGGAUCGGGGGGGGGGAAACUGAAUGUCACUUUACACUUUGGACAGAGACAGAUCAGUCAAGAGAAAAUCAUAACAACCCAACAGCAUCAGAUCAUCAUCAUCAUCACCAGUGACAGUCAGUGAAGAUCUAGUUCAAAAUUCCAGCGGAAUUUGUAAAAAAUCUAAUUCACCAUUUUGAUUGAAAGAUUGUAUUAACUGAACUGAACAACCUGUGCAGCUGCAAACAUCUCAUUCAUGCGCCCCGACUACAUUUCUGUGAUAACGUUUCUCGCCACCUUCCCAUUUGUAACCAGGGAAACAGCACACACGCACAAAUCAGUGAUGUGGGCGUGAUUCAGAGCCGGGCGUAGUAACGUCCUGGUUACCGGGCGUGAGCAGUGGAUUUGUGUAAAUCUGACAGAGCUGGAGUUUCUGAAAGGUGGAUUCUUUCCCUGGAGGCUCGCAGUGUCUCUUUGUGCUUCCAAAUUCUGCUCAGCUGAGCACGUCCUGCACCCAUCACUGUGCUGGACAGAUGCAAGGGACGUCCAUCUUGUCCUCUGACUCUGGAGAAGAAGGAGAGCGUUAGAAAUUUACAGACAUUUCACAGUGUUUUUUUUUCUUUUUAAUACAUUUUAAACCCUGAGAAAAAGAAAGAGGUGCUGGAGGUUUGAUUCCACACUCCCCCUCUCUGUCUCAGCUGUGACUCAAACAGUCUGAAUAAUGGAUGACGAAGAGAGAAUAUUUUUCUUCUCACCGCCCCCCCCCUCCUCCCUUCACUCUCUCUCUCUGCUUACGUUACACAAGAGCACAGAGAGCUGAAAAUAGCGCUGCUGUCCUCAUGUGAUGUGAAAUUAAAAGCACACUGGAGCGGAGACGCUUGCUGCCGGAGAACGCAACACUUGUUUCCCUCCAUCUGACAAUCCCUCCAUCCGGCCUGCAACACCACCUCCAUCCGUCCGUGCGAGGGUACUUUUCACCACAGCAAGCUUUUUGGAAUAUGAUGAUGUACAUGUGAUUGUAAUAAAGAGAUUUUAAUUAGCUAUGA